Molecule: messenger RNA, 3374 nt
Organism: Quercus lobata
Lineage: Eukaryota; Viridiplantae; Streptophyta; Magnoliopsida; Fagales; Fagaceae
Exons: 4
Source: RefSeq, a predicted model, not a curated record
AUUGCACGACCACCCAUUGAUCCCCAUUUGGAAGUGGAUCACCUUCACUUGCGACCUUUGUGGCAAAGAAGACAAAGAGUCAAAGUUGUGCGUCACAAGCACCUCCUCCACCUCACCCAUUCUUCUCUUGAAUUCCAUCAACCCGACCCCCGAUUUUGCCAACUCUGUGUUCAAAAACUGGACACACGCUAUGGGCUUUACUAUUGCUCCAUAUGCGAUUUCGUUGCCCACCUCAAUUGUGCCCUUCUCAGUGAAAACAAGGAGGACAUAAAUUUGCUGGAAUUUAAAGUUGAGGAUGAAGUUCCACAGCUCAAUGAAUCGAUUGACUCAGUAACUUACAAAGUCAACAAAUUUAAUACGAGGGAGGACGGAACUCAAAUAGCUGCAGAAAUCGAACACUUCAGUCAUGAGCAUGUCUUAAAGCUUACUGAUGAUGAGGUUCUAAAUAACCAAAAAUGUUAUGCGUGCGUAAGAGCCAUUCUCCCUCCGUUUUAUAGUUGUGUAAAUUGUAGCUUCUUUCUUCAUGAAUCUUGUGCUAAAUUACCCCAAAAAAAGAAACACCCACUUCAUCAACACCCUCUCACCCUCCUCCCAACAUCACCUUAUCGAAGUGAGAUAUUUUGGUGUGAUGCGUGUUGGCGUGAAUGCAAUGGCUUCAACUAUGGUUGUGAGACAUGCGAUUUUAGUCUCGAUGUUCAAUGUAGUUUGAUCUCAGACAUUCUUACCCACCCUGGUCAUGAGCAUCGACUUAUUCUCUCUAGCAUUGCAUCUAAACAGAAUUGCAGUUGUUGUGAUUCCAAAAUUUACCCAAUAUUUCGUUGUACCACCUGUGAGUUUGCUUUGGACUUCAGAUGCGCUACAUUACCACAUACCACAAGAUACGGACAACAUGAUCAUCCCUUCGCUCUCUGUUAUACUGCUGAAGAUGAUUCCAAUGAAUAUUACUGUGAUAUUUGUGAAGAAGAAAGGGAUUCAAAGCAUUGGUUCUACUACUGUACAGAUUGCAGUUAUCCUGCUCAUCCCAAUUGUAUUUUAGGGGAAUACCCAAAUUACAUGUUUUGAGUUGCUUACACAUUUAAGUGUCACCCACACCCCCUUAUUUUCAUUGAGGAAGCUAAAGACCAUCCUGAAUGUGACAGUUGUGGUAUUCCUUGUAAAGAGUUGAUCUAUCAAUGUGCCCAAUGUAAUUUCAAUAGGCACUGGUAUUGUGUAUAGAAACAAAAAAUGUGGCUUUAAAUAUUAUUUUUUUUCUAUACUAGACUUUCCAAAUAAUUUUUGGCGCAUGAAGUUCGUUAAAUGAUGGUGUAGUAAUUCUUUUGAAUUCUCUUUCAUGUCAUCAUGGUUUAGAUGGGACAUAAAUACAUCGAAUCAACUCAUGGUUGUUUGCGUUUGGUUGUACCCUGCCUUGUCCACAUAUGUUAGAAACAAGAAACUUGUAGAUAAUAUGAUUUUUCAGUUUUUAAUGUUUUAUGGUACUUUUUUUUUUAGCAAUGGAAGGCACUCUGUGUGAAACAUUGAGUUUAGGGAUGAUGAACAUAUAUUGGAACUAAAGGCAAAUUGCAGCUAUUUCUUAUCUGUUAUGUAUAAUUGUUUUUCCUCUCUUUUCCGUUUUUAUGCUUUUGCUCAAAAACGCAUGUUUUUGUUUCUUUUCCCUGGAUAAAUUUUUAUGCAUUCUACUAUUGUCCAAUUGUGUUAUUAUUAUUAUUUUUAAACAAUGCUUUGUGGACAUAUUAUGAUCAUCUAACUGUGUCCUCCUUUUCCACUACUCGAUUCUUAUGUUAUUUGUUUCAGUCUCUUGAUAAUUGUGCAAUAAACAUAGCCAACAUUAUUUUACCACCCUGAGACUGAGUACUUGGCAUCUCUUCAGCUUCUCUAUGUCCCUCUUGUUAUGGUUAAAUGAUUAAUAUUCAUUUUUCAAAAGUCCUUCAUUGACAGUUAUAAUUGGCAGCAAUCUUUUUCAAACUUGCCAGAUACCACUUUCAAUGUACCAUUUUCUCCCCUCAAAUUUAAACUUAGGUUAGGUUCUUGUUGCUUAGGACUUCUUCUUUAGCACAUUGGCUUCUGCAUUCCGCUCAAAUGAGUUCCCAGCUUCAUUCAGAAAAUCCACCCUAACAUUUUCAUUGGUCAUCUUUUGCCCACACACUACCAAAGAUUUUGUUGUUAGUAGGAUCUAAUGGCUUCCUUGGCCAUAGCCUUGUGGAAUAACCAUGCUGUUGAAAUCAAUCUUGUGGGGGCAGAACCUGCAAGCAAUACACAAUGGCAGGGUAAACAGAACGGACUGAAAUCAACACCAAGGGAUUUGUAAAAAAUAUUGACAGCCCAAAAACGGAGACUCGGCUUGAGGUCAUGAAUAAUAGAGAGCUUAAGAAUGGAGGCUCAACUCAAGUUUGUCAAAACUCAAGACUAACAAAGAAGGCCUGAAAAUGGAGAUUCAUUUUGAAAAUGAAAGUGUGAGCUUGAUUAGAUUUAGAGAUAGUCUUCCAUUCUCCAGUGGGGUUCAUUAACAGUAUAUGAAUAUAAUGGGUGGAAAUUUAGAGAAGCAACGUUUUCAACAUCUUAUUGUCAGAAUAUGGGCAGGGGAUUGAAGCUUCCACUAGAGGAGAUGCAUGUGGUUUUGGCAUCAUGAUGCUAGAGAUGACGAGACAAAAGCAGCCAACAAGAGAAUUGCUUCCUGAUGGACUUGAGCUAUGGUGUCUGCAUUUCCAAAACAUAUUAUGGAUGUUAUAGAUGCCUCAUUAAAGCAGGAGGCAGAUUCAUGGCGCUCAAGUUGUGCUUUACAAAGGCUUGGCCAAUGCUGCAUUGAAAUAGUCGAGGCAGUGUUGAAGUGCACAAUGAGAAUCCACAAGAAACAACAAUCUGUCUUUGGUAAGGCUGAAGAAUGCUUUGAAGGGGCAAGGAUAUUAAAGACCAAGCAUGGUAAAGAAGAUAUAUGGGUCGUAAUGUUGGUGAUUAAAUAACAAGGAUAUUGGCUGAUUUUGGUCUGUAACUGAGCUUCUCUUGCAAUCACACACACAUAGCUUCUGUAAAUCAUUUUGUAAAACAGGGUCAAGUAAGAGAACUUUCAAGAAAUUGGAAAGUAUUCAGUAUGUUGUCAGUAGUUAUAUGCAUAAUUCAAAACAAACAGAAUGCGGCCUGGACUAUAGGUUAGUUACCUAAAUCCAAACAAAAAAAGAACAUAAUAUGAGGCGUGAAAAGUGAGUGCACUAGCUAUCAAGUUCCAAAGGGGCUGUGAAUGAAAAUUUUGUAAGGCCAAGUAAUUAAUUUAUUAGCAAGACACCGUGGCAAACUGGGGCAAAGCCAUGUGAAAAAGUGGUAGUAAUGUUACUGCCUAGUUGGAUUUUAUUAAUUUAAGGAUUAAAGCCCAAUGGAAUGAC